Messenger RNA from Passer domesticus (house sparrow), 4392 nucleotides. It is a transcript of the gene BLM, whose product is annotated as BLM RecQ like helicase. The transcript is spliced from 21 exons. Gene Ontology annotation, molecular function: ATP binding; four-way junction helicase activity; DNA binding. The coding region runs from base 50 to 4243 and encodes 1397 amino acids. Lineage: Eukaryota; Metazoa; Chordata; Aves; Passeriformes; Passeridae. The record is from RefSeq and is a predicted model, not a curated record. Gene Ontology annotation, cellular component: cytoplasm; chromosome; nucleus. Gene Ontology annotation, biological process: DNA replication; double-strand break repair via homologous recombination; telomere maintenance.
GGCGGCGCGGGCGGGCGGCGGCGCGCCCCCUGGCGGCGGGGCGGCCGCGAUGGCGGCCGUGCCUCAGAACAACCUGCGGGAGCAGCUGCGGCGGCACUCGGCCCGCGGGGCCCUGCGCGCCCCGGCGCCGCCGCCGCGGGACCGCCCGCCGGGCUUCACCUUCAGGAAGGCGCCGCGGGGCCUGGCGGCCGUGCUGAGGGACAAGGACGUGAACACCUCGCUGGCCGCGCCCGCCGCGGCUCCGCCGGCCGCCAAGGCGCCGCCGCGGGGCUGCGUUCCGCCCCGCAGCCCCGGCCCGCCGCCGGCCCGUGCCCCGCCGAGCCCCGCCGAGGCGGCCGAGGGCCCCGCGGCCCCCGGGGCGCGGCCGGCGAGCGCCGCUCCCGCCGGGAAUGCCGGCCCCGGCCCCGCCGCGGGCCCCGCCAUCACCAUCGGCGAUGAGUGGGAUGACAUCGACGACUUCGACCUGUCGGGAAUCGAGAGGAAGUUCUGCCGGGCGGCCGUGGUGUCCCCCCGGGGGCUGCGGGCCGCCGGCAGGGAGCCCCCGCGGCCCGGCCCCGGCCCCGGCCCCGGCCCCGGCCCGGCCCCGCGCGGUGCUCCCGCCGCCCCGGGGCCCGCCGGCGGCAGCGCGGCAGCGCCGCAGCCCGAGCGCAGCCCCUGCUCGCAGCGCUCCGUCAUCUGCCUGGAGGACUCGGCUGCCCAGCCCGCCCGGGAUGCGGGCAGCGCCGGGGCCCGCCCCGGUAACGCUGCUGGUGCUGAAGGGGGCCAGGAGCCACAGAGGGCUGGGAACAGCUCCCCAGAACUGGAUGAGGCCGCCUGGCCGUGGGCAGAUGCUGAGCUGGAGGAGGAUGACCUGGACAUCAUCCCUCCCUCCCCUGAGGAGGAGCUGCCUCCCUUCUCCCCCUCUGCACACAGUGCCAGCAGUGUUUUCAGAGAGUCUCCCACUGGAGGAAGGUGCACACCUGGCAGCUCCGAGGCCAGGCAGGAGAAAGGUCCCACAACACAUCCUGGAGGUGAUCCCAGUGCAGGGGAUUCAGGUGAGGCCGUGCCCGUGGCCCCGCGGCUGCUCGGAGUCAUGGAGGCCAUCUGCGAGCUGGUGGAUGCCAUCCCCCUGCAGGAGCUGCAGGCCCUGCGCUGUGCCCGAGCCCUGCUGCAGCACAGGGAGCUCAGGAGAAAACUGCUGGCUAAUUCUGCCGGUGUGAACCAAAAUGGCAUAAACACCACUGUUCCUAGAAGCUGGAAGUCUCCCACAGAGCAGGGCUCUCGUGUGUGUCCUGGUGCAGGUCCGGGUUCUGGCCCCAGCUGGAGCUUCAGUUCUGACAGAAACUCCCCCAAAUCCACAAACCCCCCAUCGGUGCUUUCUGUUCAUUCCAGCAACUCUUCUGCCAAAACCAACCAAACCUUGGACAGCUCUUGUGCUUCAAAGCAGAGUGCUGAGGAGCUGCCCUGCCCAGGCACUGCAGAGCUGCCCUGUCCCCGGGCAGGUGGCAGGGAGGGAGCUUCCCCCAGGCUCAGCCUCCCGUCCUGCGACAGCAGCUGGGACAGAAGUCCAGGGAUCCAGCCCCUGACCAGCACAGCCCUGAAGGGCCAGAGCACGGCUCCCAGUGCCCGUCCUGCAGGGAGCAGCUUGGGCACGAGCGAUCCUGACUGGGAGCUGGAUGCCUUUGACAUCGAUGACCUGGAGGAGGAGGAGUGGCAGAGCUCGGUGCCCGCUGCAGCCCCCCAGGCGCCGCCCACGCCGCUGUGCCAGCCCAGCCCGCAGGGGCCCGCCAGAUCCCUCCUGUCCAAGAUUAUGUCCAGAGCCAAAGGGUCAGCUGUGGGACCCAGUCCUGCUGCUCCAAAGCCAGCCCUCUCGAUGGCAACGAAGAACCAUCCAGAUCCAGUGGUUCAUAACCCUGCACUGGAGCGUUUCAGGGGUAUGAAAUUUCCCCACUCUGCAGAAAUGAUGAAUAUAUUCCACAAGAAGUUUGGAUUGCACUGUUUCCGGACAAACCAGCUGGAGGCCAUCAAUGCUGCUCUGCUGGGGGAGGAUUGUUUCAUCCUCAUGCCCACAGGAGGUGGGAAGAGCCUGUGCUACCAGUUGCCAGCCUGUGUCUCUGCCGGGGUCACCAUUGUUAUUUCUCCGCUGAGGUCGCUGAUCAUCGACCAGGUUCAGAAGCUGAAGACUUUAGAUAUUGCUGCAACAUACCUGACUGGUGACAGAACAGAUGCUGAUGCCUCAAAAAUCUACAUGCAGUUGUCAAAGAAAGACCCUGUCAUAAAGCUGCUGUAUGUCACCCCUGAGAAGGUGUGUGCCAGCAGCCGCCUGAUGUCUGCCCUGGAGAACCUCUACGACAGGAAACUCCUGGCACGUUUCGUCAUUGACGAGGCCCACUGUGUCAGCCAGUGGGGCCAUGACUUCCGACAAGACUACAAGCGCCUGAACAUGCUGCGCAGGAAGUUCCGCUGCGUGCCCAUGAUGGCCCUCACUGCCACCGCCAACCCCCGCGUGCAGAAGGACAUCCUGAACCAGCUCGAGAUGCUCAAGCCACAAGUGUUUACAAUGAGCUUCAACAGGCAUAACUUGAAAUAUGACGUGUUGCCCAAGAAGCCAAAGAAGGUGGCGAUGGAUUGCUUGGAAUGGAUUAAAAAAUAUCAUCCCCAUGACUCUGGGAUAAUCUAUUGCCUUUCCCGGCACGAGUGUGACACCACAGCAGCCAUCCUGCAGAAGGAGGGGCUGGCUGCCCUGGCCUACCACGCCGGCCUCACCGAUUCCAACAGGGAUCUUGUGCAGCAGAAGUGGGUUAAUCAGGAGGGAUGCCAGGUGAUAUGUGCAACCAUUGCCUUUGGAAUGGGCAUCGACAAGCCCGACGUGCGCUACGUUAUCCACGCGUCCCUUCCCAAAUCCAUCGAGGGCUACUACCAGGAGUCUGGCAGAGCUGGCAGGGAUGGAGAGAUGUCCCACUGCCUGCUCUUCUACAGCUACAGCGAUGUGACCAGGCUGAGAAGGCUCAUCCUGAUGGAGAAGGAUGGGAACAGCCACACGAGGCAGACCCACUUCAACAACCUGUACAGCAUGGUGCACUACUGUGAGAACGUGGUCGAGUGCCGCCGCGUCCAGCUGCUCGCCUACUUUGGGGAGACCAACUUCAACCCCACCUUCUGCAAAGAUCACCCAGAAGUGAUUUGUGACAACUGCAGUAGAAAGAAGGAUUAUAAAUCGCGGAAUGUGACCGAGGAUGUGAAGAGCAUCGUGCGGUUUGUGCGCGAGCACUGCGGGCAGGCAGGGCGGAUCAACGGCAAGAGGAAUCCAGGCUCUGGCAGGUACACCCUGAACAUGAUGGUGGACAUUUUCCUAGGUUCAACGAGUGCCAAGAUUCAGUCUGGAAUAUUUGGGAAGGGAGCUGCCUAUUCCAGGCACAAUGCUGAAAGGCUCUUCAGAAAACUGGUCCUGGACAAGAUCCUGGAUGAGGAUUUGUACAUCACAGCUAAUGACCAGGCAGUGGCAUAUGUCAUUCUGGGAGAGAGAGCUCAGGCUGUGCUGGAUGGGUCACUCCAGGUGGAGUUCCACGAGACAGAGAGUGCCAGUGCCAUCAGAAGGCAAAGGGCUUCCAUGGCAAAGAUGUCCCAGCGGGAAGAGAUGGUGAAACAGUGCCUCAGUGAACUUACAGACACCUGCAAAACCCUGGGCAAGGUCUUUGACGUGCAUUACUUCAAUAUUUUCAGUACUUCCACCCUAAAGAAAAUAGCAGAAACCUUGUCCUCAGACGUGGAGGUGUUGCUGCAGAUCGAUGGUGUCACAGAAGACAAACUGGAGAAGUACGGUGCAGAGAUAAUUAAAGUGAUGGAUAAGUACUCAGAACGCUCCAUCCCAGAAGAUGCUGCCUGCCCGGGUGGGGACACAGCCACGGGGAACACGGGCUCUCUGGGGAGCGAUGGAGAAGCAGAGGAUGCAGGUACAACCUCCAGCUAUUUUGGCAAUAACACAAACCAGAGGAGGAAAAGGAAGCGGCCGCCGACCUCCAGGGACUCCAAGAGGAAAAGGACGAGUGGUGGUGGCAGCCAGCAGUUCCACCCCAGAGGUGGCUACAGCAGGUACAGAAGGACCAAGAAGCUGCCAAGUUCAAAGGCUCCAGCUUCCUCCGGUGGCAGCUCCGCGUCCUACAGCGUUGGUGGCACACAGGGAGCUGCUGGGAAGCUGGCCAUGAUGGCACUGCCCAAACCCAAAUCCAGGAGCUUCCUUCAGCCUUCGUAUUCCAUAUUUUAGCUGGGAAACGCAAUUACUGGAUGAAUUUCCCCAAGAUGGAAUCACUGUUUAUUAAAUUUUUGUUUUGUUUGCUGCUGCUGAGCCUUCUGGGAUUUGUGUGUUUGUCGAGUAUGAAAGCUCACAUUAAAUAAGUAUUUUUUAACUUGUCA